Austrofundulus limnaeus is the source of this 2609-nucleotide messenger RNA. Its product is annotated as bile salt-activated lipase. The transcript is spliced from 12 exons. NCBI's taxonomy places the organism in Eukaryota, Metazoa, Chordata, Actinopteri, Cyprinodontiformes, Rivulidae. The coding region runs from base 865 to 2517 and encodes 550 amino acids. The record is from RefSeq and is a predicted model, not a curated record.
UAAAGUUUUUGUGUAAACUUUGAUUUGUGUAAAGUUUUUGUGUAAAGUUUGAUUUGUGUAAAGUUUUUGUGUAAAGUUACUUCCGCGUAAAGUUUUUGUGUAAAGUUUGAUUUGUGUAAAGUUUUUGUGUAAAGUUACUUCCGCGUAAAGUUUUUGUGUAAAGUUUGAUUUGUGUAAGAUUUUGUGUAGUUGGUUUUGUGUAGAGUUUUUGCGUAAAGUUUCAGUAUAAUGUAAAGAAGUUCUGUGUAAAAUUUGUUUAGAGUAAAGAUACUUCCGCGUAAAGGUUUUGUGUAAAGUUUGUUUUGUGUAAUGUAAAAAGGUUCAGUGUAAAAUUAGUUUUGUGUAAAGUUGGUUCUGCGUAAAGUUUUUGUGUAAAGUUUGAUUUGUGUAAGAUUUUGUGUAAAGUUUGAUUUGUGUAAGAUUUUGUGUAAAGUUGGUUUUGUAUAAAGUUUUUGUAUAAAGUAAAUAAGUUCAGUAAAAUUUGUUGUGUGUAAAGUUGGUUCCUCGUAAAGUUUUUGUGUAAAGUUUGUUGUGUGUAGUUUGUUGUGUGUAAAGCUCAGCUCUUAUUUGUAGGAAGGUUUUACGUAAACAACGGGACUAGUUUCACUGGAUGGAGUCGUUUGACUUGUGAAAGUUAAGUUAAAGUUUCUGAAAACGUCUGAACAGCUCUGGUUCUGGUUCAGGUUCAGGUUCUGGUUCUGGUUCUGGUUCUGGUCGGACAGAACUAAUCAUGUUGUGACAGAAGCUGCUGCUCGAUGCGGUUCUGUGAGUCUCUCUCCCAGCUGCAGGUGUGCUGCAGAUAAGAGCUGACCGGAGCUUAUAAAGCAGGACGUUCUGCAGAACUGCAACACAUCACUGCUGAGGAUGAGACUGCUGCUGCUGGUUCUGUUGGGCCUCGGGCUGAACCCAGCCUCUGCUGCAAAGCUGGGCGUGGUGCAGACAGAGGGGGGGCUGGUCGAAGGGCGGAGCUUCAGCACAGGCCUCUUCAGUUCUGUCGAAGUCUUUAAAGGCGUCCCCUUCGCUGAUGUUCCUGGAAAGUGGGAGAAACCAAAACCUCAUCCUGGAUGGAGUGGAAUCCUGAAGGCCACGAAGUACCGAGACCGGUGCCUGCAGGUGACGCUGCUGCAGACAAAAACCCGGGGCAGCGAGGACUGUCUCUACCUGAACAUCUUUGUUCCACAUGAACUAUCAGUGUCCACCAGCCUUCCAGUGAUGGUUUACCUGUUUGGAGGAGCCUUUCUUCUGGGGGCGUCCAAUGACUUGGCCAUUCUGGGAGAUUCUCUGUACGAUGGGAAGGAGAUGGCUGACAGGGGUGGGGUCAUUGUCGUCACGGUGAACUAUAGAGUCGGUACGCUGGGGUUCCUGAGCACCGGCGACUCCCGGCUCCCAGGUAACUACGGUCUGUGGGACCAGCACGCCGCCAUCUCCUGGGUUCGCAGGAACAUCAGGGGCUUUGGAGGAAACCCCGACAACCUCACCAUCUUCGGCCAAUCAGCUGGAGCCGCCAGCGUCAGCUUCCAGAUGCUGUCCCCCUACAGCAAAGGUUUGUUCCGCAGAGCCAUCACUCAGGGCGGAGUGGCCCUCAGUCCCUGGGCUCUGCAGAAGAACCCCAUGGCUCUCACCAAGAAGAUUGCUCGGAAGGUUGGCUGCUGGAGAACUGAUGAAGAUGAAAUGCUGACAUGUCUGAAGAUGAGCGACCCGGUUGGUUUGACCAUGGCGGGAAAAAUCGACAUAUUGCUCAUUCUGGGCAAAGGUGUCGUCAUGGACAUGCUGGAGCUCUCUCCAGUGGUUGACGGUGACUUCCUGCCUGAUGAGCCCAGUAACCUGUUUCACAACGCGGCUCAGUUCGAUUACCUUGCCGGGACGAACAGCAUGGAUGGACACAUAUUUGCGGGAGUCGAUGUUCCGUCCAUCAACAGCAAAAAGGCCAACACCACAGCAGAGCAGGUCAAAGGUCUUCUGACAGGUUUGACUAAAGAGAAAGGGGAUGCUGCCGUCCCCUCGGCCUUCAGCGUUUAUUCGGUUCACUGGGGUUUGGCUCCAGAUCCGGCUAUCGUGAAGAAGACAGUGGCCGACAUUGAGACAGACUUCCUGUUCCUGGUCCCGACCCAGAUUGCCCUCCAGCUCCACGCCAACAACUCGAGUGGUGCCGGUACUUACUCGUACCUGUUCAACAUGAAGACUCGAAUUCCUGGAUUCCCCCGCUGGGUGGAGGCGGAGCAUGCUGAGGACUUGCAGUACUUGUUUGGUAAACCGUUCUCCACCCCGCUCGUCUACUUCCCCCGACACCGAGAUCUGUCCCGCUACAUGAUCGCCUACUGGACCAACUUUGCCAAGACUGGUGAUCCCAACAGAGGCGGCAGUCGUGUCCCGGUUCCUUGGCCAGUUUUCACUAAAACCCACCAGCCGUACCUGAUCAUCAACGAUGAAAUGAGCAAAUCUUCAGUCAGCUACGACCUGAGGGCGUACUACGUGAGGUACUGGACUGAGACCUACAGCCACCUGCCGCCAGCGUGAGAGGAAGAGGAGGAGCAACUCGGACCACCUGUUGGUUCAACAUGGCGUCUGGAAGUUUCUGUUCAUGUCCAAUAAAUUAAGGUGAAAUCUUC